AGCUGCACUCUGCAUCAGAGUGAGUCCUGACCUCCAAACUGACUGAGAGCACACGUUGACUCUUUUAAACUGUAACUUAGUAUUUCUUUUUCAAAUCAACUUGAAGUUUAUUUUCUAGUUUCCCAUCAUGCGUCUGCAGUUGCUCCUGUGCGUAAUGGCCGUGCUGGUCUGUCCAUUUCUGCUCGCCGAGGCGCGGAUCGCCAAACGCUUCGCCAUCGGCUGCCCGGAGAAGUGCGACAAGUCUCAGUGCCCGCCGAUCCCCGCGGACUGUCUGGCCGGCGACGUGCUGGACCGCUGCGACUGCUGCCCGGUGUGCGCGUCCGGCGAGGGCGAGCAGUGCGGUGGACCCGAGGAGCGUGAGUGUGCCGAGGGGAUGGAGUGCGUGGUGACCGACGGCGUGGAGGUGUCCGCCACCGUCAGACGCCGCGGCAAGGCCGGUGUGUGCGCGUGCACCAGCUCAGACCCGGUGUGCGGCAGCGACGGUGUCUCGUACCGGAACAUCUGCGAGCUGAAGCGCGUCAGCAACCGGGCCAUGAAGCUGCAGCAGCCGCCGGUGAUCUUCAUCCAGAGAGGAGCCUGCGGGAAAGCUCAGCAGAACCCUGACAGUCUUCGUUUCAAGUACAACUUCAUCGCUGACGUGGUGGAGAAGAUCGCACCGGCUGUCGUCCAUAUUGAACUUUACCGCAAGAUGAUAUUUUCUAAGCGUGAGGUGGCCGUCGCCAGCGGCUCUGGGUUUGUCGUGUCAGAGGACGGACUCAUCGUCACCAACGCCCACGUGGUCGCCAACAAGCACCGAGUAAAGGUGGAGCUGAAGAGCGGAGCCACGUUCGACGCCAAGAUCAAAGACGUGGAUGAGAAAGCCGACAUCGCUCUGAUCAAGAUCGAUACUCCGAUGAAGUUGCCGGUGCUGCUGCUCGGCCGGUCGGCUGACCUGCGUCCCGGAGAGUUCGUGGUCGCCAUCGGCAGCCCGUUCUCCCUGCAGAACACCGUCACCACCGGCAUCGUCAGCACCACCCAGAGGGGAGGCAAGGAGCUGGGCCUCCGCAACUCUGACAUGGACUACAUCCAGACGGACGCCAUCAUCAACUACGGCAACUCUGGAGGACCACUAGUCAAUCUGGAUGGAGAGGUGAUUGGCAUCAACACUCUGAAGGUCACAGCGGGAAUCUCCUUCGCCAUCCCAUCAGACAAGAUCAGGCAGUUCCUGGCAGAGUCACACGACAGACAGUCCAAAGGUAAAACACACCAGAAGAAGAAAUACAUCGGCGUCAGAAUGAUGAGUCUCACACCAGCGCUGGCGAAGGAGCUGAAGGAGAGGCAGUCAGACUUCCCAGAUGUCACCUCGGGAGCGUAUGUCAUCGAGGUCAUCAGCCGAACUCCAGCUGAGACCGCUGGCCUGCAGGAGAGUGAUGUCAUCAUCAGCAUCAACAACGAGCGGAUCACCUCGGCCAGUGACGUGAGCGCCGCCAUCAAGCGGGACGAGACGCUGCGAACGGUGGUGCGGCGAGGAAACGAGGACGUCAUCCUGACCAUCAUCCCAGAGGAGAUCGAGCCUUGACCUCAGCCAACAAGAGUCAAGACAACAACCCAGACAGUCGACCAAUCCCGAGCUGGCUCUCAGUGUUUUUCAACCAAUUAUGAACAUUUUGAAAAACCAAGCAACGAAUAGGUGUGUGUGUGUGUGUGUGUGUGUGUGAGACUGUGUUUAAGAACUUGUAAUUAUUAGUAGUCUUCCAUGGUUUUUUGCUUGCACACACCUUCAAAGGUCCAACGUUCAUUAUCCAGAGAAAUGAAGCUCCUGCUUCUCAUGUUAGCUUGAAUUUUUCUUCUAAUCCCGAUCUACUCUUCAUCCUCACGGACCUUUUAUAUCCGACUAACCCCGUCUGUCGCUGCAGGUUACCGUAGUUCUGUUUCAUUGUGUAUAUUCUUUAUGGAAUAUUUUUUUAAUAGUAUUUUUUGUCUUUACGUGUUUGAUGACAUUUUUUUCAAAAAAGGGAAUAAAAGUCUUUACAGAA
This is a messenger RNA of Acanthopagrus latus (yellowfin seabream), 2015 nucleotides long. RefSeq names its product HtrA serine peptidase 1b (gene htra1b). The transcript has 10 exons. The record is from RefSeq and is a predicted model, not a curated record. NCBI's taxonomy places the organism in Eukaryota, Metazoa, Chordata, Actinopteri, Spariformes, Sparidae. Bases 128 to 1558 code for a protein of 476 amino acids. Gene Ontology annotation, cellular component: extracellular region. Gene Ontology annotation, molecular function: protein binding; serine-type endopeptidase activity. Gene Ontology annotation, biological process: programmed cell death; positive regulation of apoptotic process; proteolysis.